AUGUAUUUGGAUUCACGUGGUUUCCUUUCGAUAUUGAUUGGAGAGACUUCUACAUUUCUGAACAAAUAUCCUCCCUUCUUGCUUUUUACCAAGUCUAAGCUGUAUUUGAUCCUGGAUUUCAUAAAUGAAGGACAUCUAUUCUGUCAUCUAUACAGACAAGGAAUUUUCAGUGAGGAUCAGGCAAGAGUUUAUACUGCUGAGAUAGUAUCUGCUGUUUCACAUCUUCACAAGAACAGGACUAUGCAUCUAGAUCUAAAACCUGAAAAUGUUCUCUUAGGUGCUGAUGGUACUUCUCUUCAGGUUGUGCUAACUGAUUUUGGACUGGCCAAGGAGAUUAAUGAAUCAAGUAGAUCAAAUUCAAUGUGUGGAACAACAGAGUACAUGGCUCCAAAAAUCUUACUCGCUAAAGGCCACAAUAAAAAUGCAGAUUGGUGGAGUGUAGGGAUCCUUUUGUAUGAGAUGCUUAGUGGCCAGCCACCAUUCACCCAUCCAAACAGAAAGAAGCUUCAGGAAAAAAUCAUGAAUGAAAAAAUGAAGCUUCCGCCUCGACUGAGCAGUGAGGUUCAUUCUUUGCUUAAAGGAUUGCUACAUAAGGAUCCAUUGAAAAGGCUUGGAAGUGGGCAUAAGGGAGCUGACGAGAUCGAAUGUCAUAAAUGA
Molecule: messenger RNA, 657 nt
Organism: Fraxinus pennsylvanica
Lineage: Eukaryota; Viridiplantae; Streptophyta; Magnoliopsida; Lamiales; Oleaceae
Source: the annotation of a GenBank genome assembly